Molecule: messenger RNA, 2092 nt
Organism: Cicer arietinum (chickpea)
Lineage: Eukaryota; Viridiplantae; Streptophyta; Magnoliopsida; Fabales; Fabaceae
Source: RefSeq, a predicted model, not a curated record
UUUUAAGAGAGAGAAAGACACUCAGAGAGAGAGAGAGAAAGAGAGAGAUUAGAGAGAGAGAGAGAGAGAGAGAUUUUAACUUUUAUUGAAGUUGUUAUUUGGCUAUUUGUUUUGUGAGAGUGAUAUAGAGAGAGAAAGAGAAAGAGGUGAAGUCUCAACUCAAGUGUGUGAAGUUAGUGAGAGAGAGAGAGAGAGAAAUGAAAAUGGGAUCUCAAACUCAACACCAUAACCACUCUCUUUGAUUCUCUUAUUCUUCAAAUCUUCAAUCUUCAAGUGUUACUUUGAGUACUUCAUCGACGAGAACUAGUACGAUUUGUUAUUCGGUUGCUUCUUUUGGGCUGAUUUGAAAAGACGUGAUGGGUUCGAGAUUCCCAUCUCAUCAGCUCAGCAAUGGUCUGUAUGUAUCAGGCCGUCCUGCUGAGCAGCCGAAAGAAAGGGCUCCUACAAUGAGCUCGGUUGCUAUGCCUUAUACCGGCGGUGACAUCAAGAAGUCAGGAGAGUUAGGGAAAAUGUUUGAUAUCCCUAUGGAUGGCUCUAAAUCUAGAAAAUCCGGUCCUUUAAAUAAUGCUCCUUCGAGAACUGGAUCGUUUGCGGGCGCUGCUUCACACUCUGGACCUAUUAUGCAAAAUGCAGCGGCUCGUUCUGCUUAUAUCACAUCGGGUAAUCUAUCUGCUGCUGGCAUGGUUGCUUCAGCCUCAAUGAAAAAGACCAACUCCGGUCCGUUGAAUAAACACGGCGAACCGGUCAAGAAGUCAUCCGGUCCUCAAUCGGGUGGAGGUACACGCCAAAAUUCGGGUCCAAUACCUCCUGUUCUUCCAACAACUGGUUUGAUUACAUCCGGCCCGCUAAAUUCAUCUGGGGCUCCAAGGAAGGUGUCGGGUCCGUUGGAGUCCUUAGGGUCGAUGAAAAUGCAGAAUUCUUCUGUUGCUAAUAAUCCGGCCGUGACUACUCUCAGUCUGGAGGACGAAUAUUCGUUUAGGAGGAACUUCCCGAAGCCGAUAUUGUGGUCUGUGAUUCUGAUUUUUGUUAUGGGAUUCAUUGCCGGCGGUUUUAUUCUUGGAGCCGUCCGCAAUGCCAUACUCCUUAUUGUUGUAGUGAUUCUUUUCGGCGCAGUUGCGGCAUUGUUCACUUGGAAUAGUUGUCGUGGAAGGAAAGCCAUUGUCGGUUUCAUUUCUCAAUAUCCAGAUGCUGAACUUAGAACUGCUAAAAAUGGACAAUUUGUGAAGGUUUCUGGGGUGGUUACAUGCGGUAAUGUUCCUCUAGAGUCGUCGUUUCAAAAAGUUCCAAGAUGUGUAUAUACUUCCACCAGCUUGUAUGAAUAUAGAGGAUGGGAUUCAAAAGCAGCUAACCCAAAACAUCGCCGUUUUACUUGGGGACUUCGCUCGACCGAGAGGCAUGUGGUGGACUUUUACAUCUCUGAUUUCCAAUCUGGAUUGAGAGCAUUGGUUAAAACAGGCUUUGGUGCAAGGGUGACUCCUUAUGUCGAUGAUUCCGUUGUAAUUGAUGUUAAUCCGGAGAAUAAAGACAUGUCCCCUGAUUUCCUUCGAUGGUUGGGAAAGAGAAACCUUUCAAGCGAUGACCGUAUCAUGCAAUUAAAAGAAGGGUACAUAAAAGAAGGUAGCACGGUUAGCGUAAUGGGAGUUGUUCAUAGAAACGACAACGUGCUUAUGAUUGUGCCGCCACCCGAACCAUUAACCACCGGAUGCCAAUGGGCAAAAUGUAUUUUUCCAGCUAGCCUUGAAGGUAUUGUUUUGAGAUGUGAAGACACAUCAAAGAUUGAUGUGAUUCCAGUGUAGUUAUGUUCUUAAUCCCAUGAUAUGAGUCUCUUAGGUAUUCUUCUUUGAGAAAAAAAACAUGUCUUGUCUUGAUGGGGGUGGUUGUUGUUUGUGUUUUGUAAGCAUAUAUGUGUUGUUGGUAAGUGUGAUCUUGCUACCAUUUUCUUUUGUUUCAUACUCAACUACUUAGUUUGUUGUAUAGCUAAUGAAAAUUCUUAUUCGUUUAUUUUUCUCAAGAAUUUCGAACUUUUUUGAAUAGAUAUAUGGUUUCUUGUUGUUUUGACAUGUCAAUGGAAUAUUAUAAUGCACUUUACAUA